UUGUCAGUCUGGUGAAGUUUAUAUGGCUCUCGUGACAGAAUGAUGUUUUAGAUACAUAAAAUAUAUAGGACUAAAAGAAAGUCAAUUAUAUUAGGGUAGUUGGGAAAAUAUUUCUUAAAAAAUAAUUUCAUGGACCUCAGAACUCUUAUAUUCCUCUGGUUUAUGUUACUCCUCUUCUAGAGACAUCUGUAUCUAUUUCUAUAAUAGCAUUAUCUGGAAUUCACUUGCAUUGAUGCUUCAGAGUUUCUCUUCUUGAUUUUAUUAGCAUGAUUAUACAUUUUCAACAGGUGUUCCUGGACUGAAAUAUCUCCUGUGGGUGAAAUAACCCUGUGUGGAGUUACGGCUUAUGUCGAGUGUGCAGGUCUUGCCUGCAUGGAAGCAGGUGGAAAAGAAUGGAUGUUCUGGUUAUUAUGAUCAUUAUACUGUCAUUAAUAACCACAGGCUGAAAUCUCCUGUCACUGCAAUGGUCCCCUGGUGACUGUCCUAUAUCCAGCUGCUCAGGUAGACUUGCCAGAUGUCAGGAAUUUGCCCUGACAGUUCUAAUUUCAGUAAAGGCAGCUUUAGGCAGAAGCCACAUAGGCAGCUGCAUCUAGACCCUCUGCUAUGGAUAAAGGAGGAAAAGAACUAACAUUAAGUAUCUAUUAUGUGCCAAGCACUGUGCUAAGGAGUUUUUACAAAUAUUUCAUUUGAAUAAGGGGGAAUGAUUUAGGAUCUUUUUACUCUUUCCCAUUGUGAUCCUAACUAACUAGAUCUGGUUGUGUCUUAGAACUUGGUUUUGGUAUUCAUGUUUCUGACUUUACUUCAGUGGCACAGUCAAAUGCAUCUGAAUGCCAGCAGUAUCAAACAAUGGUUAUUGUUAGUACAACAAAAAUAACAAAAUAGUAAUACUAAAUACUUAAAUAGAGAGAAGUAUUUAAUCUAGUGAUUGGGAAUCAGAAAAUAUUGAUAUAGACAUAUACUGAACUACUCAUAUUCAGGAAUAGUGAACUAUCCAUACAUACAUGUGUCUUUAUGUUAUUAAUGUUGUCAUCACUUCCUGCUUCAUUUACCCAAUGGAGGAUGCCAUGCAAUUAUGAGUUCUGCAGAACCCACCACAUUUUCUGUGCCCCAAUUUCAGGGUUCAUAGUAUCGUAGGCCUAGAAAUAGAAGGACACACAUUUUAGUCAAAUUCCCUUAUAUGAGGAAACUGAGGUCCAAAGAAAUUAAAGAAUAAUUUAAGUAAGCUGCAAAUGUAAAAUUUAAAACAGAUCCUCCAGAACCAGUGCUGUUUUUACUGUACUGCAAUGUUUAAGCACACUUGCUCCUGUGUUCUCUGAAUUUCUACUCUUUAUUUUGGUGAGGAAAUUGGGGCUAAGUGACUUGCUCAGUCACACAACUAGGACGUUUUAAGUGUCUGAGGCUGGAUUUGAAUUUAGGCCUUCUUGACUGGAAGGCCAGUGCUCUUCCCACUGUACCACUUAGCUACCCCUGAAUUUCUGUUCUAACCUCAAAACAUGAAACAAGCUCUAACAAGGAAGUUGGAGUAGAAGAAGAUUUCUUGUCCCCAAGGGAUUUUCUGUUGGGUUUCAGAAACUGUAGUACUAUGAAAGUAGGGUAUUGCUAAGGUUUUGUUGUUUCAGUCUUGUCCAACUUUUCAUGAUCCCAUUUUGGGGCAAAGAUACUAGAGUGGUUUGCCAUUUCUUUCUAUUUUAAAAAUGAGGAAACUGAAACAAAAAGACCUAAGUGACUUGCCGAGGGUCACAUGGCGAAUGUGUCUAAGGUCAGAUAUGAACUAGUGAAACUGUGUUUUACCGAUUCUAGGCCUAGAACUCUAUCCUCUGUGCCAUCUAGCUUCCCCCACAUUCCUAAUUGUUAAUUCCAAAAUAAGAUGCUAAGUUGGAGAGCCCUUUGCAUAUAAUUUUCCUGUUGUCCACUUAAUGUCAAUUCAUAUAAAUUUUAUUUUUUGUUGCAUUCUUGAAAGCUCCCUAUCAUGUCAAGUUGACUUAGCUAUUCUCUUUGAAGUCUACUUGUUCCCAGGCUUUAUAUAUUUUAUAUACUUUCACCAGAGGCUGAGGAAGGUUUACUGGCAUAAAUUAGGAAAGAAAGGAAUGACAAGUCUAACAAGAAAACAACAGAAAAACUAAUAUAUCAACAGGAGGAUUAGUUUGGGACCAUCAGCUAAUGAGGAUGAUGAUGCAAAGACUAAAUGAACACAAUUCAUUUCAAUAUUUAUUGCCUACUUUGUUUAGAGCCCCCUUAGACACUGAAGGAGAGCAUAAGCUUAUUAAGGGCAGGGAAUAUUUUUUAUUUUGAAAUAAAUUUUAUUGCUGCCUUUUGUUUUUAUAUCAAAACAUAGGAUUAUAAUAGCCCCAAUUCUCCCCUACCAUGGAACCCUCCCUUUUAACCAAAAAAAAAAUUUUUUUUUUAUUAAGGCUUUUUGUUUUUCAAAACAUAUGCAUGGAAAAUUCUUUAACAUUAGCCCUUACAAAACCUUGUAUUCCAAUUUUCCCUACCUUCCCCCAUGCCCUCCCUUAGAUGGCAAGUAGUCCAAUACAUGUUAAACAUGGUAGAAAUAUGUUAAAUCCAAUAUAUGCACACAUUUAUGCAAUUAUUGUGCUGCACAAGAAAAAUCAAAUCAAACCAGUAAAAAAAAAAAAAAGGAAAAGGCAGAAUAAAAUGCAAGCAAGCAACAACAAAAAGAGUGAAACUGCUAAUAACAAAAAAUUUAAAGCAAAAACAAGUAUCAUGGUGAAGUGGAAAGAAGGUUGGAUUUGGAAUUAGAGCAUCUGGGUCUAAAUCAUGACCAUAUACCAUGUACAAUUAUAUGACCAUAGUCAGUUGCUCAGUUGUUUAAAACAAAUGGGUUAUACUGGAUGACUUCUAAGGUCUCUUCUAGGUCUAAAUAUAUGAUCUUCUGAACUGAUGUAAUGAUCCUGUCUGACUUCCUUAUGCUGUAGUCUCUCACUUUUUUUAUUUUUAUUUUUUUGGUGAGGAAGGAGGUGUAUUUCUUUAACUGUUUAUUGGGAACAAGAUUGAUCAUUACAGUUACUGGCAGCUUGGCUCCCAUUCAGUACUCUUCAUUUUCAUUAUUGAUGAUGAUUCUUCUUAUUAAUGUCUACACAAAAGGCCAAUCUUCUCAUAUUUCUCUGAAUUCCUUAUAUUCAUCAAAUUUCUUGCUGGACUAUUUGGCUUUUAUCUUUGUAUUCCUAGAAACCUGCGUGAGUCUUUGCACAUUGCUGGAGCUUAAUAAAAUGUAUGUUGAAUGAAAUAAUUUAAAUGAGACAUUAUUCUCACAAUCUAGCAUUAGUGCUAGACUUUUAAGUAGGAAAAUCUAAUAUCCCAUAUUUAAAGCUCUAUUCAGAAUAGUGCUAGGCUCAUGAGACUGAAGAUUAAGAGCUAGAAAGGUCAUCUCUUUUACACCCCUUCCAUAUUACAGAUAAGUGAAACCUUAUUUAAGAUCAUAUGAAAAAUAGAAGAGCUGAAAUUUGAACCCUGGUUCUCACACUACAAAUAUGACCCUCUUUCUCCUGAAUCACAUAGCUUAUGGAAAAGGUAUUCAAUGGCUUAAGUAAACUACUUUAUUUUCUACUCAAAUAAACUUUUAACUCCACUCCAAUUACCUAUUUUCACCAUCUUCUCUUAUGUUCCCAAAGAGCCAUAUGUGAGCACAUGUGUCCUAUGACUUUUACUGGUUGGAUAUAUAUUUUUCAUUAUUUAUAUUUAAUGAUGUAACUAGGAAUUUCUGGGUCAAGAAUUUGAUUUCUAAAUUAUUCUAGACUCAGAACCAGAGAUAGGAUGAUAUGUUGAUAGGACUGGUGGCACCCUUCCUAUAUCCUUAGUAUGGCAAUUUUUAAAGAGUAGGAUUUAUAUUAUCAGAGAAGAUGACUAGAUUGUGUCAUGAAUAAAAGUAUGGAGGCAAAUGAACAGGAGGAAAAUAAAUUGAAAUGCCUUUGGGAAGCUCCUUGUUGACCCCAAAAGACUCCUCCUAUAUUUUGUAGAUAACAUUCCUUGACUGAUUUUGCAAUCCUUAAAGCACUUUAUACACAUAAGCUUUAUUUAUCUAUAAGAUAUAUAGCUUUGAAUCACUGUGUUCUAUUAGUUAAAGCUGUGGUAAACCCCAAAGGCAAUGUAAAGAUGCCUAACACACAUGAACUGGAUGCAACAUGGUACAGAAGAAUCCUGGACACAAUGCCUAGGAGAACUGGGGUAAAAGGUACCUCAGAAAGAUGUUUGGCUUGAAGAAAACAGGGCUCAUCAGGAAGCAAAGUGAUAUGACUGAAAAACAACCCAAUUUUUUUUAAAACUACUAUUCACUUAAUGUCAAUAAACGUAACAAAAGUCUCAAACACAUAGGGUAGACUCCUUUUGGAGGACCUAUCCUCUAUGGACAAAUGUAUAGCAAGGAGUAGGCAUGAAUAGCUUUCAAUCUUCAUUUUUGGAAAGAAUAAAAGCAUGGAUGAAAUUAUAAUCAAUCAACUAAUUAGUAUUUGCUAAGCAUCUGCCAAUUAUCAUGUUAGUCUCUAGGGAUAUAAAGAUAAAAAAACCAUCCCUAUUCUCAAAAAUCUUAUAUGCUAUGAGGGGAGAAUAUAGAUAGAUAAAUAGAUAUAAAGGGAAUACAUUAAAAAUUUUAUUUUUUCUGCCUUAAACUCAAAAUAAAAUGAGCAUUUUCAUAUACAAAGUGGAAAAGAUUAUACAUGAAGCUAUAAAUUUAUUAUAUAACAAUUUGUUUUAAAGUAUAUUAUUAAAUCAACAUGUAACUUCAAAGUUCUCUUGCUUAAGCUAUCUUCUAGCCUUCCUUAUUUUUUCUUCUGUGCAUUAAUCAUUUCCCAAUUAUUUAGGUUUGUUUAUAUUUCUGUAUUUUGUAACGGAAUACUUAAUGUUCUUGUGUAUGUCAUGGUAGGUAAACUUUCAAAUACUUUAUGUGAUUUGUAGUAAUUUUAAGUAUUUUUCUUUUUCUCUUCUUGCUGAGUUUUGUUUGUGAUAUACAGAAAUGCUGAUAAUACAUAUAGGUUUAUUUUAUAUUCUAUAACUUUGCUGAAGUUACUGUUUCACUUAAUUUUUAGUUGACCUUUAGAGACCAUUAUAUAAUAUGCAAAAGGUGAUUGUUUUGUUUCUACUUUACCUAUUCAUAUUCCCUCAAUUUUUCUUUCAAUAGUUAGAAUUUUUAGCACUGUAAACAAUAGCAGUAAUAAUGGACGUUCUUGAUUUACUGCUGAUCUUACUGGAAAUGACCUCGUAUUUGUUUUAUUUUUCUCUCUUCAUUGGGGAGUAGGAGAGAAUUAAGAAGAGAAAAUAAAAUAAAAUUGAAUUUUAAAAGGUGACCUUAGCUCUUCAUUAUUAUUUGUAAUGCUGGUUCUUGGCUUUAUAUAGUUGAUAUUUACCAAAUUUAGGAAAGAUCCAUUUAUUUCUAUACUUCUUAGUGUUGCUUUUGGGGGCUUCUACUGAUGUAACGGCAUGCAUUUUUUAAAAAUUUACAAAUGAGCUCCAUAGUCCUGACACAAAUACAUCCUGGUCAUAGUACAUCAUUUAAGAAAUAUGGUAUUAUAGACUCUUUACUAAUAUUUUACUUAAUUUUUUUUGAAUCAAUAUUCAUUUGGGAACAUUUAGAAUUGUAUUCUUUACCUGGUUUGUUUCUCUUUGGCUUAAGUACCAAGGCUAUUUACAUAUAUAUACACACACCCAUAUAUUUGAAUGUUUGGCAGAAUUCCUUCUUUUUCUUAUUCUUGCAGUUUAUUCAAGAUUGGAAUGAAUUGUUCUUUGAAUAUUUGAUAGAUUUCAUUUUUAAAUUCAUCUGGUCCUAGGACUUUCUUGGAGUUUUUAUGCUUUAUUCAAUUUUCUAAUACUGAAUUAUUUAAAUAAUCUCUUGUUCUAUUCUGUAUGUAUUUUAUAUUUUAGUAAAUAAUUAUCCAUUUCAUUCAAUUAUAUAUCCAUUUAUGUUGGUAUAUAACAGUAUAAGGUUUCAGAAAGCUUUCUUCUUUUCAUCAAUUGUAAAUUUUCCUCAUUUUGAUACCAAUAAUUAGAUUUUCCUUUCUCUUUUUAUCAGGCUAGCUUACUGUUUGUUCAUUAGUUUAAAACCUCUUUUUAAAAUUAAUUCAGGGUGUUUUUUUUUUUUUUUUUUGCUUUCAAAUUUGCAAAUCUCUUUAUUUGAUUUUCAGAAUUCCUAAUUUAGUGCUUAUUUGUUUUUUUCUGAUUUGUUGCUUUUCUUGUUUUUUUAAUUGCAUGCUCAUUCAUUCACUCAGCUGUUCUUUCCCCUGAUGAAAGUAUUGACAAAUAUGAAUGUGGCCCUAAAAAAUGCUUUAGCUACAUCCCAAAACUCUUGGUAUAUCAAUCAACUACACAUUCAUUAAGGGCCUACUAAGCACCAGGCACUGUCUCAUUGCUGUAAUUAUGUUGGAUGAGAUUUUCCAUUUGUUUCUAUGAUUAGUUCUUUGCCUCACCAGGAAUAGGGUAUAAAUUGAAUACAAAGCAAUUUUGGGAGGGAGGAUAGGGGAAUCCAGAAAGGCCUCGAGCAGCAAAACAUGAGGUCCAAAGCAUCAAGGAAUGAUUAAAUUUGGAUUAAGGAGAUGUAAACCCAGCCCAGAGGAUUGAGAAUUAGCCUCUGAAUCAGGAAGACCUCGGUUUCUUAAGUCCCACCCCUGACGCCUACAGUUUACUUUAGAUAAAACCACUCCGGGUCGCAGGAAACGCUCUUUUAAGAAACAAAAUUGCGGGUCCGCGGCUGACAUGCCGUGGCUCUCAACCACCAGAAAUCGCAAUUCCUUACCCGGGCCUUAAGAGAAAAAAAAAUCUCUUAACUAGCCCUACAUUUUAUGCUGCUGAUUGAGGUUGUUCUGCCAUAUAAUAGACUUAGAUCUGGAAUUCAAACCCUUUCUAUUACAGAAGAAGCAGCAAGGUGAAAUGAUUACGCUCAAGCUCAAACCCAUACAGCUGGUAAGUAGUGAGUGGAGGCAGAAUUUGAACCCAGAUCUGGGCUUUUGCUACGGUAGUUCGCUAAUGGAGCUGCUUCAAACGGAACGAUCAUUCUACCAAGAGGUCUGAGAGAGCUUGGUUAGUUUGUGUCCGCGGGUCAAUCGCUAGACUACGGGAGGGCGGGAACGAUCGCCUCUCGGCCCACCCGGGACUCUGGGGUGCGCGCGGGACGGGACGAAGAGGAGAAGCUCACGAGCAGCUAUCCCGGCCCGGGCCUAGGCGCCUGGCCGAUCGGAGGUGGAAGGAGACGCCGCCUAGUUUGACCCUAUCCACGUUCCGUAUCUCCCUCUGAGCCGGCGGCGGGAACAUGGCCGCCGCCGCCGCCGCCACCCCCGUCACCCCCUUAGUAACAGAGAAAGUUUUCCAACAAUCUGGCCUCUGUUAGUUCCUCUCCCGCCCCGGGCCCGGUCCGCCCGCCUUCUGCGGCGUCCCCCGAACGCCGAGACGUCCAGGCCCCAGAGAGUGGCAGAGCCGGCCCCAGCAGAGCCAGGUCUUCAAAUAAGAUUUCAUCUGAGGAAAUGGCGAAGUAGGAGCUUGCAGAUGUCCUGGAUUUUCUGGAUGCAGUACAAACAAUUUUUAUAGUGUGGAGAAAGCUUUAAUUGCCAUUUUACAUGUGUAGAUCACUGCGUUACUGUAUUAGUCAUUGUCUAUAUAUGGCAAUGACAAGACUGGAAGAAGUGAAUAGAGAAGUGAAUAUGCACUCUUCAGUUCGAUAUCUUGGCUACUUAGCCAGAAUCAAUUUAUUGGUAGCAAUAUGCCUAGGUCUUUAUGUAAGAUGGGAAAAGACAGCAGAUUCCCUGAUUCUGGUCAUCUUUAUACUUGGCCUUUUUGUUCUUGGAAUUGCCAGCAUUCUCUAUUAUUAUUUUUCAAUGGAAGCAGCAAGUUUAAGCCUCUCCAACCUUUGGUUUGGAUUCUUGCUUGGUCUUCUUUGUUUCCUAGAUAAUACACCUUUUAAAAAAGAUGUGAAAGAAGAAGUGACUAAGUAUUUGCUUCUGACUUCCAUAGUACUGAGGAUAUUAUGUGCUUUAGUGGAGAGAAUUUGUGGUUGUAUCCGUCAUCGACCCACUUUACUUACCACAGUUGAAUUCCUUGAGCUGGUUGGAUUUGCCAUUGCUAGUACCACUAUGCUGGUGGAGAAGUCUAUGAGUGUCAUCUUGCUUGUUGUAGGUUUGGCGAUGCUGAUUAUUGACCUAAGAAUGAAGUCAUUCUUAGCAAUUCCAAAUUUAGUGAUUUUUGGUGUCUUACUGUUUUUUUCUUCAUUAGAAACACCUCGGAAUCCAGUUGCCUUUGCAUGUUUUUUUAUCUGUCUAAUUACUGAUCCAUUCCUUGACAUCUAUUUUAGUGGACUUUCAGUUACUGAAAGAUGGAAACCCUACUUGUAUCGUGGAAGAAUUUGUAGAAGAUUUUCUGUCAUUUCCAUUGGCUUGAUUGAGCUUACUUUUUUUAUUCUUUCAGCAUUUAAGCUUGGAAACUCUUAUCUCUGGUACUUUGUAAUACCAGGGUUUUCCAUUUUUGGAAUUUUCUGGAUAAUUUGUCAUAUUAUUUUUCUUAUAACUCUUUGGGGGUUCCAUACCAAAUUAAAUGACUGUCAUAAAGUCUAUUAUACUCACAGGGCAGAUAAUAAUAGCCUUGAUAGAGUAAUGGCAUCUAAAGGAAUGCGACAUUUUUGCUUAAUUUCAGAGCAACUAGUUUUCUUUAGUCUUCUUGCAACAGCAAUUUUGGGUGCAGUAUCCUGGCAGCCAACAAAUGGAAUCUUCUUGAGCAUGUUUCUUAUUGUUUUACCAUUGGAAUCCAUGGCUCAUGGGCUCUUUCAUGAACUGGGUAAUUGUUUAGGAGGAACAUGUGUUGGAUAUGCAGUUGUAAUUCCAACCAACUUCUGCAGUCCUGAUGGUCAACCAACACUUCUUCCUCCAGAUCAUGUUCAGGAGUUGAAUUUGAGGUCUACUGGCAUGCUUAAUGCUAUUCAACGUUUUUUUGCAUAUCACAUGAUUGAAACAUAUGGCUGUGACUAUUCCACAAGUGGAUUUUCUUUGGAUACUCUGCAUUCCAAGCUCAAAGCUUUCCUUGAACUUCGGACUACAGAUGGACCCAGACAUGACACUUAUGUUUUAUAUUACAGUGGUCACACUCAUGGUACAGGAGAAUGGGCUCUGGCAGGUGGAGACACAUUGCAACUUGACACACUUUUGGAAUGGUGGAGAGAAAAGAAUGGUUCUUUCUGUUCCCGACUUAUUAUUGUACUAGAUAGUGAGAACUCAAUCCCGUGGGUUAAAGAAGUGAGGAAAAUUAAUGAUCAAUAUAUUGCAGUGCAGGGAGCCGAGAUGACCAAGAUAGUGGACCUUGAAGAAGCUGACCCUGCACAGCUUGGUGACUUUACAAGAGACUGGGUAGAAUACAACUGUAAUGCUAACAGCAACAUCAACUGGGCCGAAAAGGGGCGUGCUGUGAAAGCAGUAUAUGGUGUAUCCAAAAGAUGGAGUGACUAUACUUUGCAUUUGCCAACAGGAAGUGAUGUUGCCAAGCACUGGAUGUUAUACUUUCCUCGUGUUACAUACCCUCUAGUGCAUUUGGCAAACUGGCUUUGUGGCCUAAACCUUUUCUGGAUCUGCAAAGCUUGUUUUAGGUGCUUGAAAAGGUUAAAAAUGAGGUGGUUUCUUCCUGCUGUGCUGGACACAGGACAAGGCUUCAAACUUGUCAAAUCAUAAUUAGGAACCAAAGAUGGAACAUGACAGAGUCUUUUACUAUCAAAAAUGACUAACCUGCCACUUUUUAUAUACUAUUUUUUGUGUGUGAAAGUUUCUUGCUACUUUAUAGUUGCACUGUUUUCUUAAGCAAUUGCCAGUAUAUGCAAAGGGUUGGAAACUCUGUUAUUUUAAACUAAAAAGUGUGUGUUUGGUGAAUAACAUUUGUAACCAAAUUUCUCUGUAAGUGUAUAAGAUCUAAUGUGACUGUACAAUUUGAAAAAAGGUUGCAAGUUCACAUAUAUUGGGGAGAGGGAGGAAGACUGCUCUGAAAUAAUCAUCCAAGAACAAAAAUGCCUUAUUUUCUAGGAGGAAACUAGAGCAUGCAUGUACAACAAACUUCCUUGGCUACUAUUAUGGGGGGAAAAACUGGCUGUAAAAAAAUCUCUUGCUCUGAAUAGUAUUAAAGACUGAGUUAAGACCAUUAGAAAGUCCCCAUGCCUAUUGUAAAUAGAAAAGAUCCUUCCUAUAAUGAAUUUUUUAUAGUACAAAUAUGCAAAGCAUGCAGGCCAGUGCCUUGAGAUGCCUUUGCUGUGACCAUUAAGAGAGCAUAGAAUGCAAAAUUAGUCAGAUUAGCUGUAAUCCAUUUAGGUAUGAUAGGCUAAAGGCGAAAUAGAAAUUAUUUUUGCAUGCAUUGUUGGUAGCACCUGAAUCAAAAGACUGGACAAAUUUAUAGUCUUAUCUCAGGGUCAUUUCACAUUUUCUUAAUGACAGAAAAUGUUAAAUGCACAAACCUUCCAAACAAACUCAAUCUCUUCUUGCAAGGAAUUGUCUUACUUAAGUCAGAAUAUAUUAAGCAAAAAAAAAAAAAAAGUAUUCUGGCUCCUCAGUGCUCAUGUUCUUCCAUAAAAUUUAUUAUUUUUCACCACAUAAAAAUUAAUAUUGUUUAGUUUAGGCUGGUAAGUUUUCUAUUGACACACACGUGAUAUGUUAAAGUAUUACUUAAUAUUAACAGUUUUGUCAAAAUGUGAUAACUUAAGAAAUUUUUAACCACAAUAUUUUCUAUAUUUAAACAAUAGUCUGUGAUCAGUGUAUUCCCUGAGGGAUGGUUCACUCCCUACUUUUACUCAUAAUUUCUCAAAUUUUAAAUUUCUAUUUUUGAGAAAGGAAUAGGAUUAAAUUUAGGGGUUUGUUAGCACUUCUCUAUUUAAGUUACUUUAGCUUUUCAAAAUUAAGCCAUUUUCCCCAAUUUGAUAGAUAAUUGAAACUUUACCUUACAUCUACCUCUUUCUACAUGUAAAAAUUGAGGAUCUAGUUACUAAUAGAUAAGUUGCUAAAAGAUCAUGAAUAAGUGCAUCCUCAUUAUUCAUAACACAUUGUUCUAGUCUACUAAAUUCUGGUUUAUAUAACAUAAUAGUGAAUCUGCCCAGCAUUUUAAAUAAUGUGUGGUGACAUAAAACAUAUAAAAUAAUUUAUUUUGCUAAUAAUUUAGUGAAUCUGAAAGGCAAGAAAAACUUUAUAGGCAUUAAAAGCCUAUGGUGGAGCAUCUCAUCAGUGCAGUGGUUAGAGCAGCAACCUUGGAGGCAGGAAGAUCAGAGUUCAAAUCUGGUCUCAGACAUUUGACACUUAUUAGAUGUGUGACCAUGGGCAAGUCAUUUAACCCUGAUUGCCUGGCAAAAAAAGAAAGAAAAAUCCUAUAGUUCCAAAAAAGAGUUUAAUUAAUAAAAACUUAUUUUUUCCAAAUUCAUUAGGACAUCAUUUUUCUUCAAAUUUCCUAGAAGCUUCACUGGCACAUCUUUUUUUUUUUUUUUUUUUUUUGAGAUAAACAUUAAGAAAAAGAGUCCUGAAAAAGAAAUGUGGAAAAAAAGAAAAUGUUUAGGACUACAAAGCUUUAUAGUUAUUUUUGAUACAUGUUCCCUUUUACCGAUUUCUGAUAGGAUAGGCAUUGUCUUUGGAGGGAAAAUGGGGCCAAGAAAGAACUUUUGGGAAAAUGGGGCUUGAGCUGUGUGUAAAUGCUUAAAAAUUAAUGAAUUUUGAGAGCUAUUCCCACUAACGGAAAAGUAAAAAUGACCAUGUUAAAGCCAGUUAGCUUGGAAUUUGUGAAAGCUUUUCUGAAGUUACUAUCCUAGAUGCCAAUGAACUCUGCACAUGAUUCAUUAAAUGCCAGUAGCUAGAUUGGGAGUUUUAGUUGAUAAAACAUUCCAUUUUUCCUAUUUGAAAUUUUAUAUGGCUUAACUAUAAAGUAAUGAAACUUAUUUUCACAGUUGUGUGAUGGAGAAUAUGUGGAAUAGUUUUCAUCAGUCUCAGUAUUUCUUUGGUUAUACCACAUAUUUAGAAAGGAAUUAUUUGUAAUAAGAGGCAUGAAAUUCAAUCAUUUUUUCACAUAUGCACCUCCCUUCCCAAUGGAUAAUUUGGAUGUAUUUAUUUGAUAGAAAAUGAAUUUGGCUUCAUUUGUUUCCUCGAAGUUUGUGCCUUUCUAAAACCAUAAACGUAUUUCU
Messenger RNA from Antechinus flavipes (yellow-footed antechinus), 12127 nucleotides. It is a transcript of the gene TMEM168, whose product is annotated as transmembrane protein 168. The transcript has 5 exons. Lineage: Eukaryota; Metazoa; Chordata; Mammalia; Dasyuromorphia; Dasyuridae. Bases 7560 to 9653 code for a protein of 697 amino acids. The record is from RefSeq and is a predicted model, not a curated record.